This is a messenger RNA of Closterium sp. Naga37s-1, 2016 nucleotides long. The record is from the annotation of a GenBank genome assembly. Lineage: Eukaryota; Viridiplantae; Streptophyta; Zygnematophyceae; Desmidiales; Closteriaceae.
AUGCAGCAACGUGAUAAUAUUGUGCCGUUUCAAAGCUACAGCCGACAGCUGCCCACAACUGCCCUCGUGCUGCCUGUCUUCUCCCAACCCCGCGCAUUUUCCCCUUUCUCACCCCAUCCGCUCACCCCCACUUUUCCCCGUCCGCCCCCCUCCCCCAUUUCUUCGACUCCCCCCUGCCAUUCCGCCUUAACCCCCAACGCAGGGCGGCAGGCCCCUUCCCCCGUCCCCCUGCGCGUUCUUUCCGCCUCCCUCCCCUCGGGGCGCUGCGCCCUCUCCAUCCUCCGCCACCCCUCCCCCGGACCCCUCCCCCCCACGGAGUCCGCGGCCCAGCGCAGCGCCCUGCAGCAGCGCAUGGCGUGCGUGCAGAGGAGAAGACGGCUAGCCGGCAGGAUGCAGGAGGCUCUGCCGUUCCACCGUCAGUUCUGCCUGAAACCGUUUGAGCUGCCACGGGGAGUGCCGACGCUGCCUCUGGAGAUGUGCCGUGGGGAUCACAUUAUCACGAUCGUCACCACUGCUUCCCUGCCAUGGCUCACUGGCACCAGCAUCAACCCAUUGAUGCGAGCGGCGUAUCUGAGCCGUCUAUAUGCCAUGCGCGUGCUGCUCCUCGUGCCCUGGAUCCCCCCGGCGGACCAGCGGGUCGUGCACCCCGCGCACGUGUUUGACACGCGCCAGCAGCAGGAGGGAUUUGUGCGGGAGUGGAUUGAGAAGCGCCUGGGGUUCGCGUCGGUGUUCCGGAUUGCAUUCUAUGACGCGUGGUAUGAUCCGCGCAAAGGCAGCAUCUUCCCUCUCGACAGGUCGGAUGUGACGGAGUGUGUACCGGACGAGGAGCUGGACGUGGCAGUGCUGGAGGAGCCCGAGCACCUCUGCUGGUACCACAUGGUGGGUCCCAAGUGGCGCACGCGCUUCCCCCUGUCCCUGGGCAUAGCCCACACCAACUAUACCGAGUACAUCAAGCGCGACCUGCUCUAUGGGGGACCCCGCACGGCGGCCUUCCUGCUGGUGUAUUCGUGGCUCGUGGCACGCGCUAAUUGUCAUCGCGUUAUCCGGCUGUCGGGGGCAGUUCAGCCGUUCAGUGAUUCGAUCGUGUGCAACGUGCAUGGGGUAUCCCCCCAGUUCUUGGACGACUCCCAUGUGACGCCACCGCAUGCCACCGGCGUCUACUUUGUCGGCAAGGUGCUCUGGGGCAAGGGCUACCAGGAGCUCUGUGACCUCAUGCGACACCACUGCAACAAGCACGGCCGCCCCACACAACCCCCCACUCUGCCACCUGCCUCCGCUGCAGCACUUAAGGCAUCUCAAAUGGCCCCCGCUGCUGCUGCUGCCGCUGCCGCUGCCGCUGCUCCUGCUGCUAACGGACACGCGAACACACACACAGAGGCACACACGGGCACUCAGAAGAAUGGUUAUGUGCGUGCACAGGCCGGCAACUGUGUAUGUGAUGGUGUAUCCAAGCCUCACAAUGGAUGUUACCAUGGGGAAAUGGGCAAUGCCGGGGGUGUGGGAGGGACGGAGGAGGAGCGAGGUGGAGAGGAGGAAGGAGGGGAGGAGAAGGAGAGAGGGGAGGAGGUGGUGGGGGAUGGAGAGCGGUUCUGGGUGCAUGCGUAUGGCGAUGGGUUCGAGGAGGGGCAAGUGAAGGCCUAUGCUGCCAAGCACGAGCUGCCUGUAGUGUUCCAUGGGAGGAAGGACCACGCAGACCCAGAGCUCCGCAACUACAAGGUGUUUGUGAACCCGAGUGUGAGCGACGUGCUGUGCACCACAACAGCGGAGGCGGCAGCGAUGGGGAAGAUUCUGGUGCUGUGCCGCCACCCCUCCAACGAGUUCUUCAUUCAGAAUAUCCCAGACAACUGCGUCACCUACGACCCCAACGACCCAGAUGACUUCUCAGCAGCUAUGGCGCGGGCACUGGCGCACCCUCCCCGCCCACUCACAGCAGAGGAGAAGAGAAUAUUCACCUGGCAGGCCGCAACGGAGCGAUUCAUGCAGGUAGCAGGCCUUGCUGGCGCUGCUGCUCCCUAG